AUGGAGAGCAACUCUUCUCAUGAUGAAUAUGAAGAUAAUGAACAAUUUGAGUUUUCAGAUGAAACAGAUAGUGAAGAAUCUGCAGAUCAAUAUCCCAAUCUUGUAUUUCUAAAUGACGAAGGAGUGGAUUAUCGAAAUGAGUGUGAAAUUCUUUAUGGGGCUGCAUUGAAAGAUAAUUGGAAGUCAGCUGAAUCAAUUUUAAAAGAGAAUCUAUGGCUUAUUCAUGAAAACAUAUCACAUGAACUUGGAUCAAUACUUCACAUUGCAACACAAGCAAAUAGUAUCCGAUUUGUACUAGAGUUGAUGAAAUUGAUGAAAGCGACUGACUUAGAAUUGAAAAAUAAGUAUAAGAAUACCGCGUUUUGUGUUGCAGCAAUGUCAGGUUUCGAUGAUAUUGCUAAAGCAAUGAGGAAAAAAAAUGAGAAUUUGCCAAACAUCCGUUGUGGUAUCGAUGAAUUAUUACCAAUCGUUGCAACGGCUCAAUGUGGAUAUAAAGCUAUGGUAUUAUACCUUUAUGAAGUCACAAAUCUUGAUACAAUGUUGCCAGAAGAACGCUUAAACCUUCUUGAGAUCACUAUCACGAAUGAGAUGUAUGAAGUAGCAUCAAAUAUAUUCAACAAUGAAAAAAUAUUAGCAGAAAAAAUGUUACAAAAAAGAAGUGCUUUCUUAUACAUGUUAGCUCAAAGGUCGUUAGCGAUUAGUAAACAAGAAGGGUAUUUGAAGGGAAUCAAUGAAGUAGCUUAUUCUCCAGUGUGGAAGAAGAUAAUUAUCAGCGCGAUUUCUAUGGUGAAGAGCCAAUUCAUUACGGUGGAAAAGAAUUUACUGGAAAAACAAGCUGGUCGACUAUUUGAGGAACUUUGGACGGAGUGUAAGAAAAAUGCAGAGAAAAGACUAUUGAAAUACCUGGAAAAAGAUAAAUUGCUUCAUUUUGCUGCAAAAACAGGAAAUGUAGAGUUUUUAGUUGUGGCUAUUAAUAAUCAUCCUGAUUUGAUAUGGAAACUUGAUCGAGGUUGGUCUAUUAUACAUGUUGCCGUUUUAUAUCGAGAGGAAAAAGUAUUCAAUCUUAUACAUCAAAUUGGAGGAAUGAAAAACUUACUCAUUCAAAAAAUUGAUGCUAAUGGCAACAACAUUUUACAUUUGGUUGGGAGGUUAGGACUGUCAAAUAAUACAUUUGAUAAUAAGGAGAAAAUUAUGCCGCCAUCAUUUCUCAAGGUUUCUGGAGCGGCACUACAAAUGCAAAGAGAAAUACUAUGGUUCAAGGAAGUGGAGAAACUUGUACCACCUUUUUUACUCAAGUUAAAAAACAAAGAUGGAAAAACCCCUAGAGAAUUAUUCACGGAAGAGCACAAGGAAUUACUGAAAGAUGGUGAGAAAUGGAUGAAAACAACAGCAGAAUCUUGUAUGCUUGUUGCAAGUUUGAUUGCUACGAUGGUGUUUGCUGUUGGCUUCACUGUGCCAGGCGGUAAUAAUAGUAGUAACGGUAUUCCAGUAUUGCUAAACUCGAAAGGAUUUAUGGUGUUUGUCAUAUCAGAUGCAGUGGCACUAUUCAGCUCAAUCGUUUCCAUCACUAUGUUCUUGUCCAUUCUCGUAUCUCGCUAUGGUGAAGACGAUUUUCUUGUGUCAUUACCUGCCAAAUUAUUUUUUGGACUUACCGCGCUAUUUCUCUCCAUAGUUAGCAUGCUCGUGGCGUUUGCAGCAACAUUUUUUUUGGUCUAUAGUAAUCAUACCAUUUGGGAGCCAAAGCUCAUUAUUGUUUGUGCUGGUAUUCCUGUAGCUUUAUUUGGGUGUUUACAGUAUAAACUAUGGUUUGAUGUGGCAAGAUCCACAUAUAGGUCCAAGUUUCUUUUUAGAUUAGACAAGCACAAAGUUUGUUAACAACAAACCCUUCAUAAC
Messenger RNA from Solanum stenotomum, 1893 nucleotides. RefSeq lists its product as uncharacterized. The transcript has 5 exons. Bases 1 to 1875 code for a protein of 624 amino acids. Gene Ontology annotation, molecular function: protein binding. NCBI's taxonomy places the organism in Eukaryota, Viridiplantae, Streptophyta, Magnoliopsida, Solanales, Solanaceae. The record is from RefSeq and is a predicted model, not a curated record.